UCACAUCCUCACCGCAUGAGUGUUCGACACCAACUGACGAUAUGCAGUUUUAAUAGCCCUGCCAGAUAGAGCACGUUACGUGCGUUCCGACGAAGCAUUCAACUGACAAGGCGUACGAAACGCAUAGGUACUCCACAAUGAAAGCGUUGUCACAUGUAAACAAGUCAGCUGUUUUGUACUGGCGGCAAAUUUUUCUUUGAAUACAAAAUAAGUCUAUAUUUUUAGUUGGGCUAAUAUUUGUGAAGAAGAUAAAAAAAAUGGAAGUAAUUCAAGUUAUUUUAAUAUUGCUCAUGUUGCUGGAAGCCAGAGAAUGCUUCAACAGGCUUUAUGGAGGCCGUAGAUGGUGGGUGCGACCUCCCCUACAGAAUCGGGACACUCACGGAUUUUUCGCCACGAAUUUUGGAUUCAGGGAGGAAUUUAAGAAAAAUAUAAGGAUGGAAAAGCACAUUUUUGAAAUGCUUCUUAAUUUUAUUAAGGAAAGGAUCACUAGAAACAAUUCUAAUAGGCCAUCCAUUUCUCCAGAAUGUCGACUUUACUUGACCCUCUGUUAUUUGGCUCACGGAGGAAGUAAACAGUUUUAUGCUUCUUCCUUUAAAAUUGGACUUUCCACAAUGAAGGAAAUAGUGGCAGAAACGUGCGAUGCCUUGUGGGAGAUACUUGGGCCAAUUUAUUUGUCGAUUCCUAAGAAGGAUGAGUGGAAGCGUAUCGCUAUCGAUUUUAAUUCCAUGUGGAAUUUACCCAAUUGUAUUGGUGCAAUUGAUGGCAAGCACAUAAAGAUAUUUUGCCCAUCAAACUCAGGUUCCCUUUUUUAUAAUUAUAAAGGGAACUAUUCCAUUGUUCUGCUGGCGGUGUGUGAUGCGAAUUAUACUUUCACUUGCAUUGAUAUUGGAGCUUACGGCUCGCACAGUGAUGGUGGCGUUUUAUGA
Molecule: messenger RNA, 926 nt
Organism: Rhagoletis zephyria (snowberry fruit fly)
Lineage: Eukaryota; Metazoa; Arthropoda; Insecta; Diptera; Tephritidae
Product: putative nuclease HARBI1
Source: RefSeq, a predicted model, not a curated record